GUUAAAUGCGAAUGUUGAGAUGUGGUUCGAAAUCCUUCCGAGUUUCCUGAUAAUCAGUACAGUCUUGGCAGUUCCGCAUUUUGGAGCUCAAGUUGGAAAUUGGCUUUUCAUAGGUAAGAGAUUCCGAAGAAAUCUUUUGGAGCGCGAAGAUCGUUUCCAUUAUAUGAGAGACAUCAGACUCACAGGCAGCUGUUAUGUUCCCUCCGGUAUAGACUGUAUCCCCGAAGAAUAGCUUACUUGAUAAUUAAUAAUCAAUAACUAGAAAUAUGCUAAAUAAAUCCUAAAAAAAAACAAGCUUAAAUUAUUAAGUAAUUUAAGA
Messenger RNA from Phyllotreta striolata, 319 nucleotides. The record is from the annotation of a GenBank genome assembly. Lineage: Eukaryota; Metazoa; Arthropoda; Insecta; Coleoptera; Chrysomelidae.